This is a messenger RNA of Oncorhynchus gorbuscha (pink salmon), 3949 nucleotides long. RefSeq names its product ADP-ribosylation factor-binding protein GGA1-like. The record is from RefSeq and is a predicted model, not a curated record. The coding region runs from base 94 to 2046 and encodes 650 amino acids. Gene Ontology annotation, molecular function: phosphatidylinositol binding; small GTPase binding; ubiquitin binding. Gene Ontology annotation, biological process: vesicle-mediated transport; intracellular protein transport. NCBI's taxonomy places the organism in Eukaryota, Metazoa, Chordata, Actinopteri, Salmoniformes, Salmonidae. Gene Ontology annotation, cellular component: trans-Golgi network. The transcript is spliced from 17 exons.
CUACCAGGCAUGGCAUGAUAUGAUGACGCCCACGUCGUUGCAUGAGACUGGCAAAGUAACGCGAUAGCUGCCAGUUAAUCGGAAUCCCCGAAAAUGGCGGCGCCGCCAGAGGAGGAGAGCUUGGAGUCUCGCGUCAACAAAGCCACCAACCCUCUGAACAAGGAGGCGGACUGGGACAGUAUCCAGGGCUUCUGUGAACAGCUCAACAAUGAGCCUGAAGGUCCUCAACUGGCUACCAGACUUUUGGCCCACAAGAUCCAGUCACCACAAGAAUGGGAGGCCAUGCAAGCACUAAUGGUUCUAGAGAUGUGCAUGAAGAACUGUGGGAAGAGGUUCCACAAUGAAGUGGGCAAAUUCCGCUUCCUCAACGAGCUCAUCAAGGUGGUCUCACCCAAGUACCUGGGUACUCGGGCCCCAGAGCCAGUGAAGAAGAAGGUUCUGGAGGUGAUGUUCAGUUGGACGGUGGGUCUGCCUGACGAGCCCAAGAUAGCAGACGCCUACCAGAUGCUGAAGAAACAAGGCAUUGUGAAGCAGGACCCGGUACUUCCUGAUGAGCCCCUUCCACCCCCUCCGCCCAGAACUAAGAGCGUCAUAUUUGAGGAUGAGGAGAAGUCCAAGAUGCUGUCUCGGCUUUUGAAUAGCACUCACCCUGAAGAUCUAAGAGCAGCAAACAAACUCAUUAAGGAAAUGGUGCAGGAGGACCAGAAGCGAAUGGAGAAGGUGUCUAAGCGUGUGAACGCCAUCCAGGAGGUGAAGGAGAGUGUGGGCCUGCUGACCCAGCUACUGGGAGAUUAUAGCAAGGAGAGCAGCUCCCAGAGCAAUCAGGAACUCAUCAAGGACCUAUACCAGAGCUGUGAAAAGAUGAGGCCUACUUUGUUCCGAUUGGCUAGCGACACAGAGGACAACGAUGAGGCCUUGGCUGAAAUCCUGCAGGCCAACGACAGCCUGACUCAGGUCAUCAACCUGUACAGACAGCUGGUGAAGGGAGAAGAGGUGAACGGAGACAGCACAGCCAUGCCCACACUACCAGGAAGUAGCACAGCCCUCCUAGACCUGACAGGGUUAGACACAUCGCCCACUGGACUUCCCUCCUACCCAGACACCCCCUCACUACAGACCCCGUCACAAGAAAUGGGUAUCAGCCUGCUAGAUGAUGAGCUCAUGUCACUAGGACUCAAUGACGUAACGCCCAACUCUACCCACACUCCUCAGUCGGGGGACUGGAACUCCUUUCAGUGUUCUGACAGUGUAGAGCCAGUCGUCCCAGCGGUGCCUACUGCAACAGUGUUGCUACCGGCCGUGACCCCUAUCCCCCAGGCUCCAUCAGGGGGGGCCCCCGCUGCUUCCCCUAAAGCCCUGGAUGAGUUAGACCUGCUGGGCAAGACCCUGCUGCAUCAGUCCCUACCCCCGGGGAUGCAGCACGUCAAUUGGGAUAAACUGCAGCCCCAGUCCAGACCCACCCUGCGAGACCUCCAGACCAAGUCCAGUACCAACACUACUAGCACCUCCACCCCCAGCCCUGUCCUGGCCUUCCCCUCUGAGCAGCCUGGGUCUCUCCUAGACUCCCUGCCCAGCCUCGGGCCUCCUACCCCAGCCCCCCAGAACGACAUCUCCUUAGCUAACGUGACUGUGCCCCUGGAAUCCAUCAAGCCCAGCAGCUUGUUACCAGUGACUGUAUUUGACAAGCACAGUUUGCGGGUGCUGUUCCACUUUGCCCGUGACUCUCCUCCCUCUCGGCCUGACGUGCUGGUAGUGAUCAUUUCCAUGUUGUCCUCCGCCCCCAUACCAGUCACCAACAUCCGUUUCCAGUCUGCAGUACCCAAGGUGAUGAAGGUGAAGCUACAGCCUCCUUCGGGAACUGAGCUUCCAGCCUUCAACCCCAUCUUACCCCUAGCCGCCAUCACACAGGUCCUACUGCUGGCCAAUCCUCACAAGGAGAUGGUCCGGUUGCGAUACAAGCUCACAUAUGACCUGGGAGAAGAAUCACAUGACGAAUCCGGCGAUGUAGAACAGUUCCCCCCUCCAGAUACCUGGGGGAAACUUUAGUGGGACUGAUCAACUUCCUGUCACCUGAUCCGCUGCUUCCCUUAGGUGUAGGUCGAAGGUCCCCCCCAAGCACUGGUCCAGGGAAAGAUGGCGUUUUUACAUUGUGAUGGUUAUGGGAAAUCUGGUCUUAGACCUGUUAUUUGGGAUCGGUUUCUCCUUUAAGGGUCACACCAAAUGUGUGCUGUUGACUACUGACGUUUUCGCGUAAUUCUACAUGUAAAAUCGGUUUGCACUCAGUUUUCAGAUUAUGUCCGGUACUCUGUUCAGAGGUGCUAAGUACACUCGGCAGGCAAACGCUAUUGGUGUGUCCGAGCCCUUAUGUCUUCCCAUUUGUUAUGGAUUGAAUAUCGGCAGGGAAAGUGGAUCCUAGAUAAGUUAUUUGUGGGCAGUUUCUCCCUUAAGCCUUCCCAUGUGUCCCAUCCAUGAUCCACCACCACGUCAUCUUUCAUACUCCAUUUUGUGUUUUUCUUGACUGUACUACAAUCAGCCCUUAGUCUCCAAUGCAUUACUGUAUAAUAACCACCUCACGUGAUCUGUCCAAAACAAAUCAUUGCUGUGAGUUCUGAGAGAAGUCAAAGCCUUUUAAACUGAAUGUGUGUGGAACUGUUUCUCUCAGGCUACUACGCCUGAUAGCAUUAUUCUGCACAAAAUAUGACACUCAAAUAGUGUAGUCCCAAAGUAUUGUAUUAUUUGUACGGUGUGAGACCAGUUGGGUCUGUGACUGUUACAUGAUAAGUUCGGCAGUAGGUGUCUGAAGCUGUAACAAAUGUAUAUCCUGUCCAAUCUUCUGUGAAGGAAUAUCCAAUCUGUGACACUAUUAUUCGUUCUAUUGAAAUCACAUGGUUAUGUUUUGAUCUAAACAGCAGUUUGUUGCUUUUCCUUCCACUACACUGUGCAUGCACUUCCUGUUAGUUUGGUUUUGUACAUGAAUAUGAUUCCCUCAUUUGCUGUCCUCUGUUCCACCUUCAGCUGUUGACGUUGACCCAAAGGGAGAGGCGUUAGUUCAGUACUGAGUUGUCAGUGCUGACACCGCUUAAAUCUGCCGUAUGUGCCUAAAGCUGAGAGUUUGUUCUUUAUGUAUCUUGGUAUUUAAUUUUGUUUACCUUCCAUGUACAUACGAAUGCUAAUUUGUUUUCCAGUUUCAGAGUCGGACUACUGAUUUUCCUAUGAAAUUUGGUUAUGGUCAUUGAUGCGUCCGUUCAAUCAUAUCCACACGGGAGUGGAGGCGGAAGCUUUUGCUUAGUACCACACCCGAUUCAACCAAUAAAAUGAUUUAUAGAAGACUAAGAUUAGUUGAUCAGGUACCAUGUUAGUGCUUGGCUAGAAGUAAAGCCAGCAGCCCCACCUGUCUAUUGCAGAUACAGUGGCCCAACCAUGCAGCAGCUGCAUCUGACGUCAUUCUGCAGCUCCCCUCCACAUUCCACCUCCCUGCCUUUAUUCCCUAGCCUGCUUCCCAGAUCUGUUUGUGCUGUCUUGUGAACUCAAUGACUGUAGAAGCUGGUAAAACAGCCCAAACAGAUCUGGGACUCAGGCUCCCUGCUCUGACUUUGUAAAUAAUAAGAAUGGUUCUGCAAUUAUGUACAUUUGCCAAAAAAAAGUAGAAUUAAAGAGAGCAAAUAAAUAUUGAUGGGGGAAUGGUGAGAAUGUAGUGCAAAUAUGUAUUUAAGGGAAAUAAAGUUAUUCUUUUUCUUGGGGGUUUAAACUGUCUUGGUUGUCAAUGAAUGUUCACUCAUGCUUACCUAUCCUGUACUCCGUACAACAAUUACAAGGAUUUUGGUUUCAGAAACUUUAUUGAAAUCCUGUGAAAUAAAGCAAUGUAGAAAAAGAAAAGUAUGAAUUACCUCUUUCCAAUACAAUGUUGAUUAAACAUUCAAAGCAACACUCAAUGUGCUGACUGAUGGGA